UCCAUUUCAUCAUGGCCCAGAUCCAGGAUCUUCCAAGUGAGCUGAUCCAUGAGAUUGUGUCAUAUUUUGUUGUGCCCCACUCCACGCAAGGCGAACGCGACGGUGCUGCUGUUCAAACGCUGGUAAACCUUUGCCGGACUUCUCAUGUUUUCUAUGAAAUCGCUCAACCGGCGCUUUAUACUAGUGUGGAAAUCUCGAAGCCGUCCGGUUCUCCAUUGAGGUCGCUCAAAAGCUAUAUGAGGACUAUACUACAACGCCCAACGCUCGCCAGGUACACGCGACAUCUCAAAAUAUACGAUGCUGUGGCACUUCGCUACAUUUGGUCUGCCAUGUUGGAGGAGGAUUGCUCCCUGGAAAUCUCCGCUCUGAUUGGAGGUCAUCCUGGCCAAGUAGAAUCCAAGUUCAUCCAUGAUUCAUAUGCUCUUGAAGUUCUAAAGCGGCUACCCAACCUGGAACACCUCUAUUUUGUCGCGGAGAUGCAGCCACUUGAUAAGCUCAUGAAGAUGCUUGUUUCUGAAAUGCAUUCACAACCUUCUGUGUUGUCCAGGAUCAAAACAUUUACAUUGCACAAACGGUACGAGCGCGGCGGCUUAGAUCUUAGUGCCUACAUUCCUCUGAUCAGUCUCCCGACCUUCAAGGAAUUUCGAACUGUGAAUGACGUUCCCGAUGUCCCUUGGGGUCACCCAUCAGUCAAUUAUAUAUCAAAGUCCGAACUCACCUUGUUGUGGGCUAUGUUCAAUAAAACGACGUGGCACGAACUCCUGACGGCAUGUUCGCCCUUAGUGAGUUUGGUGUACCGCUUGCCAGACUUCGACAGAUUUAAUAGUGAGAUGAUUGACAUUGGCCAUUUGAUCUGUGUUACACCGCGAGAUUUCGUCAAAGUCAUCUCACAAACACACUGCGAAACAUUGCGGACACUGACAGUGAGCUUUUUCCCUUUAAUGAGGGUUACUACGGGCUCCAUCGAACAACUGGCGGAUGAUGAGGAUGGUGAACAUGAGCUGGAAAACUCGUACUUGACUUAUCCGCCGUUCCACGAUUUCAAGUGCCUCACCAGCUUGACCAUCGAGUAUGACAGACUCAAUAAGCUAGAGGACCUCCCUUCUUCCCUAGAAUUUCUAAACCUCGAAGUCUGUCGAUUCGGAAACAUCUCUCGUUCGAGGCUCACUGGUUUGAUUGACUUGAGCACGAGCAUUUGCCCAGCUAUCCAAAGCGUCAAAGUGAGCGGACCAAAUUGGCAGACGCAUAAACUGGAACUCAUUGUAGAGCUCGCAAUGCUAUUGGAAACUCCUACACGGUUCUAUACUGAUGGCGACUAUAGAAGACUUUAUUUCACCGGGACUGCAAGCCACUUGAAAUUUGUUGAAUACGCGCCUCGUUAUGAAUACUAUUCGGACUCCGAGAGUGGCGAGUCGUCCGAUAUGGAGGACACUAUGACUCAGGAUUCUGAGGACGAAACUUAA
Molecule: messenger RNA, 1463 nt
Organism: Periconia digitata
Lineage: Eukaryota; Fungi; Ascomycota; Dothideomycetes; Pleosporales; Periconiaceae
Source: the annotation of a GenBank genome assembly